Molecule: messenger RNA, 5177 nt
Organism: Schistosoma bovis
Lineage: Eukaryota; Metazoa; Platyhelminthes; Trematoda; Strigeidida; Schistosomatidae
Source: the annotation of a GenBank genome assembly
GUGAUUCAGUGUGUGACUUUUAUGAAUUGAUGCGUUGCAGUGUUUUGGAAUGUUAUGGAUCUACUAGGUGUACGAUCAACGUGUUUUAAGUGUGGGCCAUGCAGACCAAAAUGGAUGAAAAUGGUUGAUAAUUUGUAUUCUGGCAGCCCUCAGGAUACUAAUAACCAUAAUAAACUCAUACAUUAUUGCUUACACCAGCCUGAUAAGCUGGAUCGAAUUGCCAAGUACUUGCACCUGAGACUCUCACAGGAUCUCAGUAGGCGUUAUGAUCAAAAUAUAUCGAUAUCCGUCAAAGCUAUUGACAAACUAAUCCAAGUUUGUCAUGGUCACAGACUAGUUCUGGCUAUUAGUUUUUUGAAAAUGAUUCAACUACUUCUGGAGACUAAUCGCAUGGACCUACAAAUAAUGGCGUCUAAGUCGUUUGUAGAGUUUUCUAAGAUAGACGAUGAUUCUCCCAACUAUCACAAGGAAUGCAAUGAGAUUCUUGACCAUUUUGCUGCUAUGGCUCACGCAUCUUUUCUCAACCCACAAGAGCGUAAUGCUGUCAGAGUGGCAGGUAUACAAGGAAUCCAAGGUGUUGUUCGUAAAAUGGUCAGUGAUCAACUGAUAUUGGAAGUUCACGAGUCGAAUAUGGACAAAAUCGUACUUCCACUCCUAUUCAAUAUGUGUGAUAAGUUUGAACUAGAUUCCAAUUCAAAUGAAUCGCAAUGUGAUCCUUCACAAGAAGCUGUAUAUGUGUUCGAAGAUAUUGUUAGACAAGCUUCUUAUACAAAUAUCAAACCUGUGGUAACAUCUAUUUUAACGCAUUUAGAUAAUCAUAAAUUGUGGGAUCCUUGUGAUUUUCCUUUACUCAUAUUUCAAUAUCUUUUGGAUUCACUCAAGACAACUCAGGUGGCGCAUAGUUUAGUCAAACAAUUAGUUGCUCAUCUCAGCUUACAUGAAUCCGACUUCACAUUGUCUGAACGUACAAGUUUAGUUCAGGUUAUCGGACUAGUUGUAAUUAGCUUAGCAAAGGGAGCGAUCGGACCAGAUGUAUUUCAUAAUUUCAAAUCAUUACUUCAAAUCUUAAAAGCCAGUAUUGAUAAAACUUCACAAAUAUCUGAUCCCGAAAAACCUUCAUUUAAUGAUUCCAAUCGAAAAUUAUCUGGUGAACGUCAGUUUCAAGAGGCAAUUAUCAAUACCAUAGCCGAAUUUGCCAAAAAUCUUCCAGACACGCAAAAAAUAGAAAUAUUGAAAUUUAUAUUGAAUUUUGAGCCAAUGGUUAAUUAUCAUCCAGAGUAUGGUGAUCGUCCGAAACCGUUAAUUAUGGUCCUAUUACAAACUAUGCUAACUGUCGCCACACAAUAUAAAACAGUUGCUAUAUCGAACGCAUUGAAUUCGGACUUUCUAAAUCUUUUAUUACGUGGUGUCGCUAUUGAUCCAGAUCCCGUCAUACGAAUAAUUGUACAAAAAAUACUACAUACUUUAAUUGAUCGACAUGGGAAUACAGAACAGUUGUUGACUGUUCGUAUUUACGGUGAGAAUGGAUUAAGCAAUUAUUUCAUUUUGGAGAAGCCAGAAAGACAAGAUAUUUUAUUCAUGAAAAAGACUGGUGUGUUAUUCAUUGAAAAUAUCUAUCAUCAGUUAUUAGAUCCUAGUAACAAAGUAGACAAUUUAGAAUAUCUGUCAUGCACUGUUGGGUUGGUUGCAUUAGAAAUGGGUGCAGAACAGGUUAUUACAGAAUUGUUUCGUUUAAUCUUGGCAGUUCAAACAAAAAUCAUUGAUGAAAAUACUUAUAUGCCGUUAACACAUCGCUGUGCUUUACAUGCAUUAUUAGCUAGUACAAUAACACUACUUGUUCAGUUGAUUAAUCUUCAAUCACUUAGUGAACAUAUUUAUACUGUUAUUCAACGUCGAAGAGACAUAGCACCGUGGUUACUGCCUUCUGUUGCAUUUAAUCGAACAAAUACUGUGGAUAGCUAUCCAACUGAAUUUGAAAUAAAUGAUGAUCUAUUGUUUUCAUCAGAUAAAAUAACUGAAUCACUAGUAAAUGCUGGUUAUGAUACUACAGUUUUGUCAAUUCCUUAUAAUCCGAUUUAUUUACGAUUAUAUGAUGGCAAAUCUCCUGAUCCACUUAUCGAUGGUACCAAUUAUCCACGUGUAAGCGGUAAUGAACAUUUUACUAAUCAAUCAGUGUGUUAUGGUACUGUUGAUGAUAAAAAUUCCAGUAUUGUGAACUCGGCUCCUGGUGCACGUAUGAAUUCAACAUGUUUAGAUGGAACAAUGCUAUGUCGUGAAAGCAGUCUUGUAGAAAGCGGUACAUGCUUUGCUCAAUCUGGAAGUAGUUUUUCGCUAACUGAUAGCCUUUAUUCAGUGGCAGAUUCAACUAAUGUAAGUAUUAUCAUGGUUGAUGUUGUAUUUAUAUAAAGGUUUAACACAAACUGAAGAUAAAUUUUAUCGCGAUCGGCGAAUGUUUGCCAACAGAGAGACAUGUUUUUACUUUAUUUCCAGUACGUAAUGAGACCUCAGUAAUACACAAUGAUAAUUCCAUACAGUCUAACGCUGAACACCUUCAAAUCUCAACAAAAAGUAAUCUAUUCUGUUAAUCAGUCAUGCCUUUUCCAAAUAUAAAAUUUCUAGCGUUUUAUUUCAUAUAUUGUGGCGUGCAAAGUCAACGAAGUUGAAUAUGAAAGAAAGUAAUAAGCAGUUGACACUGAAUAAAUCAAAUUAAUCCCUAUUAAUUUUAAAUUGUUCAAAUUCCCCCUCUUCAAUAACAUACUAAGUUUUUCAUUGUGAAACCUGCGUCAGCCCUCAUGGAUACGAUCCUUCACAGAAGAUUAUCGAUGUGUACUAUUGAUAAGUUCAAACCUAUUGUAACUUGGGUCAACUGAAGUUUUUACUGAGCUCCACGUUGAUUAUUGCUGAUUGACCUGUCACUUUGUUUGAUUAUCCAAUUUGUUUUGUCUUGAAAAGUAUCUGUCUCCAAAUCUUUUGAGUUCAUAUAUAGACACACAAAGUGACUGAGGAAAAAUGUCAACAAGUAAACAAUUCAUCAAGGUCGAAUGAUUUUUCGAAAAGAAUGUACUGCACUAUAAAACAAGUUUUGAAGAAAAGAAAUUCUUAUUUAAUACAUAAAAGAAAAUUAUAUUUGUGAAAUUUUCAACAGUUGAAAUUAAGAAUAAUUUCAAUGUUCCCCGUGACAGUUUGGUCUUCUUCAGCAAAUAACUAAAGAACGAAAUUGUAAAACAUAAAUAGGGUUCACAGAACAACUAUACCAAAACAUUGUCCAAUCCUGUUAAAAUGGUGGAUUUGGAUUCUGUUAGUUGUGAAUAUAAAUCUUUGUAUGUCCACAAAUAUCCCUCGAAAUAGUUUCCAGUGUCCCGGGAAAAGACUGAAAAUGUUUUGUCCACCUACUAUUGACUAGAAACUUCUAAACAUCUAGAAAAAUAAAGAUUGGAUAAUGACCUAGAUUUUUACUAUAUCCAGUUGUGGAUGACUAAGGUCACAUGAAAGUAUGUAAUUACAUUGCAUGUUCUAUACAGAAUUAUGCUUGUAGUAAAGCUGCUACUGACAUUUAGUACAUUUUCUCUUAUGUUCGAGUUGCAGCGUAGAAAUUACCGGGGGUUAUAGAGAGCGUCUUGCUAGUCAGUAACAAAUGUUCAACAAGCAGAUCUGUCACUGUGAUCACAUAAAUAUAAUUCUGUUGUUCUCCCUUUGGUACUGUAUUUUUUACCUGUACUACCAUUGAACUAUAUGUAUUGUUCGUUCGUAAAAAUUACUCUUAUCGGAGGUUUGAAUGCUAACUUUGUGCUAGUUAACAUUCAUGAAUAGAGAGUAUCUAUAAUCUAAAUGCGAACUAAUGCUCUUCAAAGGAAUCAAACCUACAUCAGCUAUUGUUACGUUAGUGUCAUUGAUCUAUUUUAAUCGUGAGUAAAAUGUAAGCUGUAGAUGUUGAAUUUACCAUAUUUCACCUGUGUAUAACUACCUAUAUGAUUUGAAGCCUAUCUGAAUAAGUGAUAUGUUUAACUUACUAGACAUUUGUUGGCUGUUCGCUCAUUUAAUGUGCACAAAUAGUUGGACAACACAUACUGUUCAAUUAUAUCAUUAAUUAAUGUCAUUCAAUAUCUGUAUUUUGUUAACCAUCAUUUUCAUUGCUGAUUUCCAUUUCUUCACUUCCUUCCCUCUUCCCAAAUAUGAGAUGGUCGAUGAAUACUUAUCAUUCAAGAAUAUGCGCAAAAUAAUUAGUAAGUUUAUUAUUUAAGAAAUUUUGAUUUUAGUAGUCAGAAUUUUCGUUCUACUACUUUCAUAACAUGAGAUUUCAUCAUAGUUUAUGCUGUUACAAGAAGAAUUCUGGCUUAUCGAUUCUAGAAACCACUCUAUAACUAACGGUGUGUAACACUUGACUUGUUGACAAUUAGAUAUUGAACGUAGAAUACAAUGAAUAACCUGAAUCGUUAUUGUAGUAGUGCUUUGCUUUCAAGGCAGUGGCUAAGUGGAUAAGGUGUUCAUCUUUCAGCCAUUAAGUCUCAAAUUCGAAUCCCGUCCCACCUACUUCAGUCUGGGCUAUGUGUAGUUUCAAUAGCCAUUACACGAAUCUAUACCUGAUAAGUGAGAGAGAUUUGUAUGGUUUUCAAAUGCCUUUUUCGCAAAAAAACUAAUAUCAGUUAGUUGAUUAGUCAUAACUAGGGAGUACUCUGCAUCCCAGUUCCGAGUCUAUAUACAUUCGAACUCCAUAUGACUAUCAUCAGGUCUUGUUAUAAGCAUAAUAUUUCACAUCACUGAGUUGGAAUGCAAUAUCGUUUUUUUUUUCAAUUUCAGUCAACCUUUAUUAUGUGCUACAAUCCUCAUUAAUCUUCUCUUCGGUCAUUUACUGCUCCAUUCCUAACUUGGUUUACUUUGGCUCAUUUGUACUUUCUAAGUAGCAUGAAGGAGAAUUCAAAGCACCAUGAAUUAUUAUUAGAAUAUGUAUAGAUUAUUUUGUUCUUACUAUCUCGUUGUUAUUGCUCAAACACAUCUAAUUUCGAAUUAAUUUUUGUACACUUCCUACCUUUUAUAAAUUCAAUCAUAAAAUGAUAAGUAGUUAGAUAUCUUUUAUACUGUUCUCAAUUUAUACUAUCCUGUGCGAUCAAGAUAUUCGCCCCCACUCCAUAAUCAUUUUGCAUUUAAAAAGCAAAAUGAUAUAAUAGGGGAUUAGACUC